This is a messenger RNA of Heteronotia binoei (common prickly gecko), 699 nucleotides long. RefSeq names its product fibroblast growth factor 2 (gene FGF2). The record is from RefSeq and is a predicted model, not a curated record. Bases 152 to 628 code for a protein of 158 amino acids. Gene Ontology annotation, molecular function: fibroblast growth factor receptor binding; growth factor activity. The transcript is spliced from 3 exons. Gene Ontology annotation, cellular component: cytoplasm. Lineage: Eukaryota; Metazoa; Chordata; Lepidosauria; Squamata; Gekkonidae. Gene Ontology annotation, biological process: regulation of cell migration; cell differentiation; positive regulation of cell population proliferation.
GGGCGGGCGGGCGUCGAGGCUGGGAGGCAGAGGGGGGAGCCGGACGGAGGCGAGGCUGGGGGGCCGCGGUCGAGGCAGAGCCGGCCGGCGAGGGGGAGGAGUGGCGGGCGGCCGUGCCAGGCCACCUCGAGGGGAGCCCUCGGCAGCAGGGAUGGCGGCGGGAAGCAUCACCACCCUCCCCGCCUUGCCCGGCGACGGCGGAGGCAGCGGCGACGGCGCCUUCCCGCCGGGACACUUCAAGGACCCCAAGCGGCUGUACUGCAAGAACGGAGGCUUCUUCCUGAGGAUCAACCCCGACGGCAGAGUGGACGGAGUCCGAGAGAACAGCGACCCGCAUAUCAAAUUGCUACUUCAGGCAGAAGAGAGAGGUGUCGUGUCAAUCAAAGGAGUAUGUGCAAAUCGUUUCCUUGCUAUGAAUGAAGAUGGCAGAUUGCUUGCACUGAAAUAUGUAACAGAUGAAUGCUUCUUUUUUGAACGCUUGGAAUCUAAUAAUUACAAUACAUAUCGUUCUCGGAAAUACCAUGAUUGGUAUGUUGCACUGAAACGAACUGGGCAGUACAAACCUGGACCAAAGACUGGACGAGGCCAGAAAGCUAUCCUUUUCCUUCCCAUGUCUGCAAAAUGCUGAUUACAGUGAGAGAGUCUAUAAGGUAUGCCACAGCAGUGGUAGACCUCCCCCUUCUCACAAGACAGAAUAAU